AUAACCAAAACAAUAAAUUACAUUGGCAUCUCCGCAUCUCUCCAAAGGUAUAUCUCCCCUUCCCCUCGUGUCUCAUACCCAUCGAAUUCUUCUAAGCCUUCCUGCCAAAUCCUGGUUUUGUUUUCAUCUGAUUCUCAGCCACCCUCUUGCCAAUUCCUUGGAUCACUAUCCUGAAUUUCAUUCAUCAAGAAUUCCCUCUAUCUGGGUCCUUCUUCCUCCUCGGCGUUCUUCAAUUUCAGAAAUGGGUAACAACCGACAAGUUGAUCAAGAUUCAAGGGUGGGAUUCGAAUCGAAUGAGGGGCAGAGCGAGCGUUCUUCCAAGGUUGGGAAGGGGAAGAGAUUGUGGAAGAAAGUGAAAUACCAGCUGGUGGAGUACCACAUGUUGCCUGGUUAUUUAAGGGACAAUGAAUUCAUUAUUGGCCAUUAUCGAUCGGAAUGGCCCUUGAAGCAGGUUUUGCUCAGCAUUUUCACCAUUCAUAACGAGACGCUCAAUGUCUGGACGCAUCUGAUUGGAUUCUUCCUUUUUCUUUCCUUGACUAUAUACACUGCAAUGAAGGUUCCCAAGGUUGUGGAUCUCAACAGUUUACAGUAUUUGGCUGAAAUACUGAAAAAAGCUGAUCUGCACAAACUGCAUUCAGAACUUUUGGCUUGUCUCCCUUCCUUGCCCAAUAUCCCUGAUUUGCAGAGACUUCGUGAAGAGCUAACAAAUUCAUUACCUUCAAUGGAUUUGUUAUCAUCACCAUCAACUUGGCAUAUUUUUGAGCUCCUCACAAACUGCUUGCCUGAGCGGUUGUUUCACAUCAACCACACAGAUGAUUUUGUUCUGCGUAGUGUAAAGGAGGAUAUGGGAAACAUGACAGCACCCUUGAUGACCACACCGAUCACGCGGUGGCCGUUCUUUGCCUUCUUGGGCGGGGCUAUGUUUUGCUUGCUCGCUAGCAGUACCUGCCACCUACUCGCAUGCCAUUCCGAGCGCGUGUCGUACAUCAUGCUUAGGCUCGACUACGCGGGGAUUGCAGCUCUCAUCUCCACCUCAUUCUACCCUCCAGUGUACUACUCAUUCAUGUGCAGCCCCUUCUUCUGCACUCUCUACUUGGGAUUUAUAACCUUUCUGGGAAUUGGCACAAUCUUGGUUUCUCUCCUUCCAGUCUUCCAGAAACCCGAAUACCGCGUCAUCCGAGCGUCCCUCUUCCUCGGAAUGGGUUUGUCUGGAAUAGCUCCCAUUCUACACAAGCUCAUCUUGUUCAGGAACCGGCCUGAGGCACUUCACACAACAGGUUAUGAGCUCUUGAUGGGGGCAUUUUAUGCUCUCGGGGCACUCAUUUACGCGACGCGAAUUCCCGAGCGAUGGAUGCCCGGGAAGUUUGACAUUGCAGGGCACAGCCACCAGCUUUUCCACGUAUUGGUAGUGGCCGGCGCUUACACGCAUUAUCGCGCAGGGCUCGUGUACCUCAGAUGGCGGGACAUGGAAGGGUGUUAGAGAAAGGAAAGAUCGUGGGAGAGGGCGAGGAAUGAACUCUUAUCUAUGUUAGUGCAUCCAUAGCGAUUAGUUCUGUGUGUAAUGAGAGAAUAAGCUCUUCCUCCAUUGAUGAAUGAAAGGGGAGAAGUGGAGAAUUGGCGGGCUCUGUAUUUGAGAGUCUGCCGGCCGAUGUAUGGCUAAGGUUGCAAAUAGGGGUUGGUAUUGUAAAUUGUAAUUGUUAUAAGCGGCCCACAUGCAGAACCUUGAAUUUUAAUCCAAGUUCUAGUAGCUAGUUUAUUCAUCUUA
Diospyros lotus (date-plum) is the source of this 1765-nucleotide messenger RNA. RefSeq names its product heptahelical transmembrane protein 4-like. Bases 242 to 1480 code for a protein of 412 amino acids. Gene Ontology annotation, cellular component: membrane. The record is from RefSeq and is a predicted model, not a curated record. The transcript is spliced from 4 exons. Lineage: Eukaryota; Viridiplantae; Streptophyta; Magnoliopsida; Ericales; Ebenaceae. Gene Ontology annotation, molecular function: signaling receptor activity.